UGUAAUAGAAAGUUGAUUGACUUGUUAACGUGAUGCUGAGGGUCGCAAGGGACGUAAACCGAGUGCACCUCCAUAUUUUGCCGGGAUCUUCGCUUCCCAUGAUACAGUUCAAGUUGCUCUUUCCAAAACAAGUUUGUUUUUUUACGUUCUACUUUCAUAUAUGAUCCAAGCCACUGGUGAGGACAUAAUGCCCGUGGAUGAUAGUGGCCCGCCGCAGCCCUCUCACUGUGACACAAGAUGGUCACAGCAGAUGUCAGGCCUCCCUCACAAGCUCCUGCAGCGCUUGAUGCCUUUCCAACGGGAAGGAGUGCAUUUUGCCCUAUCUAAGAAUGGAAGAUGUAUGGUUGCCGAUGAGAUGGGUCUUGGCAAAACGGUGCAGGCCAUUGCAGUGGCAUACGCUUUCAGGGAGGAGUGGCCCCUCCUUGUGGUGGUGCCCUCAUCCCUCAAGUACCCCUGGAUUGAGGAGCUGGAGCGCUGGAUCCCCGAGUUGCAGCCUGGCGACAUCAACUUGGUGGAGAACAAGAGCGAUACCAUGGGGAUUAACAACAGUAAGGUGACCGUGUUGGGCUACGGCCUCCUCACUACAGAUGCUCGCUCUCUGAUGGAGGCGUUAACCAGGCGGAGCUUCUCAGUGGUUGUGGUGGAUGAAUCACACUACCUCAAAUCCAGGAAUGCUGCUCGAACCAAGCUUCUGGUGCCUAUCAUUCAGAGCGCUAAGCGAGCCAUCCUCCUUACUGGGACACCUGCGCUGGGCCGCCCGGAAGAGCUUUUCAUGCAAAUUGAUGCACUUUACCCCAAAAUGUUUGGAACCUGGACUGAUUACGCCAAGAAAUACUGCAACGCCCAUUAUAGGUUCUUUGGAACCCGCAGGCAGUGGGAUUGUAGAGGGGCAUCCAACCUAGAGGAGCUGCACCAGCGGCUGAGCCAGAUCAUGAUCCGUCGCCUUAAAGCUGAGGUGCUUAGUCAGCUUCCCCCCAAAAUCCGCCAGCGCAUCCCGUUCGACCUUCCAAAGGAGGCUGCAAAGGAGGCCACAGCCAGCUUCGCCGAGUGGGAGAGAUUGAUGAAGGGAUGUGGGUCAGAGGUUGUCGCCACCAGCAACUCCUUCACUGAGGUCAUGAGCCUGAUCACGCAGAUGUACAAGCAAACAGCAAUUGCCAAGGCUGGAGCAGUGAAAGACUACAUCAAAAUGAUGCUCGAGGCAGAACAACUCAAGUUUCUUGUUUUUGCCCACCACCUCACGAUGCUGCAGGCUUGCACCGAGGCUGUGGUUGAGGCCAAGGCAAGUUAUAUUCGUAUCGAUGGCAGCGUCCCGUCCUCUGAGAGAAUCCAGUUAGUUCACAAGUUUCAGAAUGACCCAGACACAAGAGUGGCCAUCCUCAGCAUCCAGGCAGCUGGUCAGGGUUUGACCUUCACCGCUGCCAGCCACGUGGUGUUUGCUGAGCUCUACUGGAACCCGGGACAGAUUAAGCAGGCUGAGGAUCGCGCUCAUCGUAUCGGGCAAACCUCAUCUGUCAACGUACACUACCUCAUCGCCAAGGGUACCUUCGACAGCGCCAUGUGGUCCAUGCUCAACAAGAAGGAAACCGUGACAGGCAGCACUCUUAACGGAAGGAAGGAGUACCUGAAGGCUGAGGAGGGGGACAAAGACAAGUGGGACUUCCUCAACUUUGCCAAUGCGUGGACACCUAGCGAGCUUCCUUUGGAGAAGAAUACUGGACUUGACGCAGAUGGGGAAGUGUUCUUCACUCAUUUUGAAAAGGAGAAUCAACAUGAUAUUCGUAACUUCUUCUCUCCGGAUAGCAGCAAGAAGAAGAAGAGGAAACGACUGCAAGAUGAAGAUGAGUCUUCUUCCGUCUCCCCAGAACCCAACAAUUCUGCUUGCGGGGGAAGACAUUCUGAAAUUAAAACAAAGAAGAAAGAAGAGACCGGCUCCCAAAUGUCCAUCACAGACGACAGUGACUUCUCCCCACAGACGAAGAGGAUCCGAGAGGUGCAGUCCAGCCCAAGCCAAAGGUCCGCAUCCCGGGGCAAGCGAAGGUUGACGCAGGAGGCGAGCACGUCGGCCCAACAUGAGUCUUUGGAGUCAAACCCUUCCAGUAAAGCAUGGGCCUGCGGAGCGUGUACUUACUCAAAUAGCAACUUGUUGCCUUACUGCGAGAUGUGUGAAUGGCCACGCUCGUCUUCAGCUUUACCAUCAGAGCCCACCAGGCCUCAGCUACCUCCUUCAGCCGAGCGGGCGUGUCAUAACCCGUCCAGCUCUGACCAAGAACCCGAGCCCAGUUGGCAGGAAUCCCACGCUGCCAAUACGUGCAAAAGCAAACAGAGUGACGAGGAGGAGGAUGUGCCUACAAAAGACAAACAGCAAGCCGGAGAUGCAGAGGAAGGGGACACGCAGCAGCUCAAAGGCAAACAAUCAGCGGGAAAGCGAGGUGGCGGCGGCGGCACCUGUGGUGGCAGCUGCGUCCUCCCUGACCACACUCACGACCUGGAAGCUACGAAAGCUAAUGACUGUGAGGAAGGUGAUCAUCCAGCAUACCAGGGCCUGCAGUUCUGUGCCAGCCAAUACACAGACCGAAUAUAUAUCUACGAUAAGGACGGCGCUCCGUUGAACUUGAGCUUCAUGCCCCUGGACAUCAAACUAACCAACUGGGACGACCUGCCUGAGGAUUUCAGCCGGCACAGAGAAAAUCAAAUACAGGUGCUGCGCUUCGUUCAGGGAUGGAGCAGCCUGGCAGCCAUGAAGCAGAAGCUGCUCCGACGUAGCCGUCUCCUCUACCACAGCCCCGCGCUUGGCUUGCAGCAGCUGGCCAACACCCAGCGACCUCACACCAGCACCAAGAGGUACCUCAGUCGGGAUGAAGUGGCUGAGGCCUCACUGAGCAAGGCUCAACAGGAAGGAGGCAGCGUGCGGCUGGUCACCAAAGAGAACUUCUUCAGCAAGAGAAGAUCGACCUCAUCACUAAAUUCACCCACCUCAGACAGCUCAAGCAAAGAUGUCGGCGAGCAACCAUCACCAGGUUUCCUGCAGGCGGUGGACGGCCAGGGUGUCCCUCUAUGUCUGUCCUGCCAGAAGGCCUGCUUGACCACCGGUGGGGCCUGGGACACCCGAUUUUGCAGCAACAAGUGCCAGGAGGAGUUCCUUUUGCGCUCCAGUCAGACGCACAUGCGCUCGCGGGUGCUGGAGGCAGAGCGGGGCGUUUGCCAGCACUGCGGCCUCCACGCCCACGACUUAUUUGUGAAAGUCCGCGAUGCACCGCCGUCCCAGCGCAAAGAGAUGCUUGAAAACACUUGGCUCGCCCAGCUGUCACUCAAACAGCUAAACGAGAUGAUCCGUGCUCCAGUGGAAGGCGAUUUCUGGCAAGUGGACCACAUCCGUCCAGUCUACAGUGGAGGAGGACAGUGCUCGCUGGACAACCUGCAGACACUCUGCAGCGUCUGCCACAGAGCUAGGACGGCUCAGCAGGCCAAGGAGAGGAGCCGGUUGAGGAAGAACGCUGCAGCCAACAAGGUUGCGUCAGACAUCAGCAGAUUCUUUAUGAAGAAAUGAUGCUCCUCGCUCACUCAGGUGCAUUGUUGAGUCCCAACUGGCACUGACAAGAUGCAUUGUGAUUUUUCUCUCUUAUUGGAAACAAAAGGCCAAACUACUUUGUUAUCCGCCUUUUUUUUUUUUUUUUUUAAGAUAGCAAACAGGGACAACAACCGCAUCCCCCCCUCUUGUCCCCGAACCAUCACAAGUGUGUGUGCGUGGGGGGGGGGGGGGGGUCGGUUGAUUUAUUGCAACCCCCUUUAAGCUUGAGGCAUAAAUGGAGCAGGUUGCUUCAGAGAUGCCCUGCUAUUUUCAGAUUUUGCAAAGUUAGUGCAACGUUGCAGGUGAGCAGGGUGAUAAAUUAAAAAUGGACCGUUCUACAAGCAAAGUCUUGUUUGUGUUGCUUUUUGGAAGAUAGAUGACUAUUUUGUGGAAUAAAACCCCAUUUUUAUCUA
Messenger RNA from Syngnathus acus (greater pipefish), 3981 nucleotides. It is a transcript of the gene zranb3, whose product is annotated as zinc finger, RAN-binding domain containing 3. Gene Ontology annotation, molecular function: endonuclease activity; ATP-dependent chromatin remodeler activity; ATP binding. The transcript has 22 exons. Gene Ontology annotation, biological process: DNA repair; replication fork processing. The record is from RefSeq and is a predicted model, not a curated record. Gene Ontology annotation, cellular component: nuclear replication fork. The coding region runs from base 161 to 3547 and encodes 1128 amino acids. NCBI's taxonomy places the organism in Eukaryota, Metazoa, Chordata, Actinopteri, Syngnathiformes, Syngnathidae.